This is a messenger RNA of Cannabis sativa, 2385 nucleotides long. RefSeq lists its product as uncharacterized. The transcript has 9 exons. Gene Ontology annotation, molecular function: ferric iron binding; acid phosphatase activity; ferrous iron binding. The coding region runs from base 264 to 1148 and encodes 294 amino acids. The record is from RefSeq and is a predicted model, not a curated record. NCBI's taxonomy places the organism in Eukaryota, Viridiplantae, Streptophyta, Magnoliopsida, Rosales, Cannabaceae.
GAAACAUGAAUAUGACAAAUUAUAGGACAGUUAAAAGUCACCAUUGGAGAAUAAAACCAAAUGGGGUUACGUGUAUUAUCACAUUUAGAUUAGAUCUAUGGUUUUAGCCUUUUUCUUUUUUUAAAAAAUAAAAUAAAAGAACAAAGAUCUAUGGUUUUGGCUCUGGAAUGAAGAAGAAACAGCUUAUAAAGAGGCUGGACUGAAGAGAUUGCAUAUAUAUAGAUACAUCACACCUCUCUAUCUAAGCUCUCUUCUCUGAAACAAUGGAGAAACCAUGUUGGGUUCGUACUUUGGUGGCUCAGCUAGCUCUCUGCUUCGGUCUCUACUGUGCAUUUCAACUGGGUAAUCCUCAAAACUCAGUUUACAUUCACAGAAGUGAGAUUAAACCUCUUGAUUUGUAUUUUAUAAGCGUUAGAGGAGGAUUUAGACCAGUAAAUCAACAGACCCAUCUUCUCAAACAGAUGGAGAAGGCAGUGAAGACAUACAAGGCAAGGUUUGUGGUGAAUGUUGGAGAAUUUGGGGAACAUGAUCCACUCUUGCAAAAUGCUUCUCAGCUGGUAUCCUCACCGAAAAUUCCCUGGUACACCACUAGAGUUUCAAAAUCACAUGAAGAAAGGGGUAACUUCUUAAAACAAGUCAAUUUAUCACAUGGGAGAACCUUAAACAUUAUUGGAUUGAAUACUGGGUUAUUGCAGAAUGUGCACCCGGGACCUUUGGAGGAGACAGAGGACAAUCAAUUACUCUGGCUGACAAGAACACUAGAAAAGACCAGUGGUAACUGGCGAAUUAUUGUUGGAUUCCAUCCAUUGGCUGACUGCAGAGAAGGGGAUGAGAAAAUGGAGACAAACCAUGCUUUUGAGACUCUUCAGCAGACUCUCAUCACAUUUGAAGUGAAUGCAUACAUAAGUGGGAAAGAUUGCUCCCAUCAAGGUAGCAUUGGUUACAUAGAGAAUCCAGGCUCAAUUGUCAAAGAACCUUUCCUCUCAUUAUCAAAUGGAAGGUCAGAAUCUACAAGAAAUUUAACACCGGUCGACGGGUUCCUGCUUCACAGAGUCAGCUCACUUGAGAUUGUUACUUAUUUUGUUAGUUCAGCUGGAGAAGUUGUGCACAGAAGUGUUCUCCAACAGAGGGGCAAAGAGGUCAUGUAGAUUCCCUACAUCUCUUCUAGCUCUUUACACUUAGAAGUUCCUUUCUUCUUCAAAUUUUGAUUGAAAUGUGUAAAUUAAUAUUUGGACCUAAAUUCCAUUUAUUUAUGAGCAAUCACCAUAACCCUUUUUUGUUAGCAGUUGUAAAAGCCAGUUUCUUUUUGUGUAGUUAUUUUAAAAAAUAAGAAAAUACUCAUGGGAGACAACCUUUAAGACUAUUUGAAGAAGUUUCAAACUGAUUUAAGAACUGAUAAUUUAGGUUAGCUGAGAAGAGAAGAGUAGAAUGGAACAUUGGUAAGUGGUAAGUUGUAAAAUUCAAUCUUUGUUGCUUGCUUACAGUUACUCUAGCUCUAGUUUUUGAGUGAAAUGUGAUUCCAUUAAGUGAUUCUAUGAAAAAGAAAAUUACAUGUCACAAAACAUAAGUAUAGGUUCCUUGCCUCUUAUUGAUAUCAUCAAGUAGUUCCAACUUUCAGUGCCUCAACUUCAACUUUCAGUGCAUUUCUCCUUCAAUUACAAGCCUUUGUUUUUUCUACUUCCUAGGCUAAGACUAGUUUCAUAAUAUUAUUAGCAUAACAAAAUCUUGUGUCACUGUCAAAUGGCAUUUCCCCCUCUUUUUAAUUACAAAUAAAAUUUUACCAAUGAAUAAAAAUACAAGUAUUUACAUAAUAUUCAUUAAUCAAAUUUUCAAUUAAUCCCCUUUCUCAUACUUCAGAGUUGAGACGUGAUAACCCAAAUUAUAUUUGCUAUUUACCAUUAUAACCCUCCAUAUUCUCCCCAGACCCAGAAAUAGCAAUAAGGGCAAAAGCGGAACAAAAGUGAUAAUUCAUUCAUGGGUAUAAAAUAAGCUCAGACCUCAUCGUUUCUCGGCAUCAUUAGUUUAAGAAUGAGGUUUUGCUCUCAAGUGGAUUCGGGUCGGGUCGUUCUCUGAAGAAUGGCCGCCUGUUUGCCUUGAUUGCAUGCAGAACCGAUGAUUUUUCCGUCGUCACGGCACAUCGAUGUACUCUCUCUUUCAAAAAAAAAAAAAAAAAAAAAACUCUCUCUCUUUCUCUCUCUAAAUAUACAUAUAGAUAGAUAGAUAUAAAUAUCGGUCUAUCUCCGGAGCUCAGAGGCGGUGAUGAUGUUUUGACGCUUGAAAAUCAGGCAACUGAGGGAAAGAUCCAGUUGCUUACCGGGUCGACCCGGCAUUGGUAGCGGCACUUUCUCUUUCGUUGUCUGGAAAGAAUGGUAAAUCUGAGCCUGU